This is a messenger RNA of Nakaseomyces glabratus, 1143 nucleotides long. It is a transcript of the gene PEX14, whose product is annotated as Pex14p. The record is from RefSeq and is a predicted model, not a curated record. Gene Ontology annotation, cellular component: peroxisomal importomer complex; peroxisomal membrane. Gene Ontology annotation, biological process: protein import into peroxisome matrix, docking. NCBI's taxonomy places the organism in Eukaryota, Fungi, Ascomycota, Saccharomycetes, Saccharomycetales, Saccharomycetaceae. Gene Ontology annotation, molecular function: signaling receptor binding.
AUGCCAGUUACAAGUGAGAGAAAGGAAUUAUUUGACUCCGCAGUAUCCUUUUUGCAAGACUCGGCGAUUAAGGAUGCCCCUUUGGAUAAGAAGGUGGAGUUUUUAAAGAGCAAAGGUCUGGGCGAUGAGGAAGUAGAGUUGGCCUUGCAAGAGGCUGGAAGGCGUUUUCGGGAUGCUGGUAAUGCGGCGUCGGAUGAGGAAACUGCGACCCAAGGAAAUUUAGGGCACAGUUUGAACACGACAACAAGAAGGCGUCAAGAAUAUAUGUAUGAAGCUAUUCCACCCCCUUUACCUCAGAGAGACUGGAAGGACUAUUUUGUGAUGGCCACUAUGACAGCGGGUCUGUUUUAUGGUGUCUAUGAAGUAACCAAGAGAUAUGUAGUUCCAAAUCUCUUACCAGAGUCUACUUCCAAACUCGAACAGGACAAGGAAGACAUCAAGAAAGAGUUUGAGAAGGUGGAUCAGAUACUCUCUGCUAUUCAGGACGAACAAGCCGAUUUUAAAGAGAAGGAACAAGAGAAAUUGAAUGAAUUGGAUGAGGUAAUAAGUGACCUGAAGAUGGCAUUGCGUGAAACAACUAAUACAAAAGAGAAAAUGGAAGAUGACUUCCGUCUCCUAAAAUUAGAAAUAACUACGUUGCAAAAUAGCAUUGAUAAAUUUAUGUCAGAUAACUCCAACGUGAAAGAGUUGGAAACCCUAUCCAGAGAAGUAAUGUCUUUGAAAAAUUUAAUUACAGUAGCAAAGACAAACAAGGAUAUUCAGAAUGGUACAGGUGGCAGUAAUUUGUCCGGCAUGCCAGGCAAAUCUUUAUCUCCUGGUGGUCUUCCAGGCGCUGAUUCCAUUCCAUCAGCUGCAGAUAUUCUGGCAAGAAUGAAUAUAAGCGGUGUUGCAGGAAAAUCAGCAGUGCAAGAUCACGAUCCAAACGAGAGCGGUACAGAACCCCAAUGGAAGAAAGUCAAGGAUAAUAUGGUAGAUUCGUCAGAGUUUAUUCCAGAAUGGCAAAGGGCGAAGACUCCCAAUGAUCAAGCUAAGCUUGACAUCCCCGAGUGGCAGAAGGCAGCUUUAAAGAGUGAUGAUAAGCUGGAUAUUCCAGACUGGCAAAACAUAAAAUCGAGCUCCCAAAAUACUUCAGAAGAUAAUUAA